Messenger RNA from Phytophthora nicotianae INRA-310, 1179 nucleotides. RefSeq lists its product as hypothetical. NCBI's taxonomy places the organism in Eukaryota, Oomycota, Peronosporomycetes, Peronosporales, Peronosporaceae. The record is from RefSeq and is a predicted model, not a curated record. The transcript has a single exon. Bases 1 to 1179 code for a protein of 392 amino acids.
AUGACCAAGUUUCCGCUUGCGCGCGCUCCAUUCCCACCCGUUCAUCUCAUCGACUCCGACAAGGAGGCGCUUCUCGACCUGGCCGACACCUUCGUCGCCGAGACGAUUGAGGACUACGAGAGACAUCUGCACUACAACAACGGCAUCGUGGACUCAACAGAGUGGGUCCAAGUGAAGCAAUUCGAGGAUGUCGUCGUGUACGAAGACCGACGUGCGCUCAAAGAGCGUCGCCUCUCGCGUGUCAGCUCCUCACGCGCACCAAAACGCAAUGGGAAUAUGCUCAAGCUGCUUUGGGCCGGCACGAUCCGUGGUGAUCUGGACGACAUUAUGUAUGCAGCAAUGACCCGAACGGCCGAAGAGGCGAAAGUCAAAUCAGCGUACGUCGAGAGCAACUGCAUCGACUUUGCUGUGUUGGACACGAUAGUGCACCCAACGGUCAAUGACCCGUUCCGCAAUGUGCAAAUCAAGUGGGCGGUGAACGCUGGUCCGCCUAUGAUGCGGUCGGUUGUGCGCUCAAGAGACUUUGUCUACCUCGAGUCUACCGGGAUGACAGCCACGUCGACCGGCGAACGCAUCGGCUACCAACUGCUGCACUCGAUCUCGAUCCCUGGAGCGCCGGAACUACACGAGCACAAACUCGUUCGUGGCAACAUGAGUUUGUUCCAUUUCUUCCGGCAGAAGAGCGACGGGAUAGUGGAGACGUACGUUAAAGCGUUCAUCGAUCUGAUGGGCGAUAUGCCGCUCCGAGUGGCGACAACGCUGACGACAAGCGGCGUGGUGUCUGUUUGGAAGCUCGGAGAGUACGCGCUGAUGAAGAAGCUCAAUUGGAGGCUGAGUCAGCGUCGCGCGAUCGUACCGAGUGACUGGGCAAAGCUGUGCCACGUCUGCACAAAGAUCAUCCAGGGCAGUAUGGUUCGGCGUCGUACGUGCAAGAUAUGCAUGCACCAGUGCUGUGCUCGCUGCUGCGUGUCGAAGAAGAUGUUUUUCGUGCCGGCACACAGUCGAGCAGUGGUGCAGAAGAUCGCCAAUGUGUGCACGACCUGCAUCCAGACGGCGUCGUACUCGAACGGCAUGGACAUUGCGCUGGACGAGAUCUCGAGGACCGCUGGACAGUUCAAGGCGUACGCGUACUGGGCCGUCGCGUCGCCGACGUCGCCCUCGUCGUCGCUUAUGCUAUAA